Molecule: messenger RNA, 3956 nt
Organism: Sphaeroforma arctica JP610
Lineage: Eukaryota; Ichthyosporea; Ichthyophonida
Exons: 15
Coding region: 553-3909 (1118 amino acids)
Source: RefSeq, a predicted model, not a curated record
UGUGAUGAGAAUGUUUAUAACAUUUAAAUACACGCUAGCAGCGCUAGGCGACCGCAGAGGUGCAGACUGCAUGUUUGUGCAAACGAACAACUUGCACUGCAUGACACAUACACGUAAUUAACGCUAGGCCAUCUGAGACUGCAUGAAAGCGAACACGGAUAGCACCUCUCGCACAUGGAUGUGCAGAGUACGAUACACACCGUUAGAUCAAAUCUAUCAAUAACAUAUAGAGUACGAGCUGUGCUAGGCUAUGGCAGACUAUAUACAAAUGGCAUCUCUCGAAAGUAACUUGAAUAUGCAGGUUUUGCUACGCACAAGAUAUAGCAUAUCUAUGAAUCUUGUAUAAAUACACGUAGGGAAAUCAAGCUCGUUGUAGACUAUAUGACAGUGAAUUCAUAUUGCAUCUUUUACAAUCGAACGUGCAAGUUUUGAUACGCACAAUAUAUAUAACAUCCUAGCAUACUUCCUUAUAGAGGUGGUCAAUUUGGGCUAUCUUAACAUACGAACAUUCGUGCCCAUUUGCUGAUAGAAAUACUCGUUCGAAUAUAUACAAUGUGUGCUGAAAUAGUGCCACACAAUUACAAUCCACGGUCAGCAAUCAUUCCUUUGCUGAGAGACGCAUUGUCUACGUUGUUGGAUGGUCACACCAGUGUGCAUAAGCAGAUGAGAGCCUCCUUCGAGUUACGAAGAUGCGUACACCGGCUCGAGAAAUUUCAUGCACGCCUCGAUGACGACACAGUUCGUGAAAGUGCCGAAGUGUGUGCAGCAACUUCUACAUUCCAUGUGUAUGCAGAGCACCGAACCCAGUACUACGAAGUGCUGGUAGAUGUUCUCAGUCGAAGUGCUGGAAGUAAGCAGAUACUGCAGAAUGUUCUGUACUGCUGCCCCUUUUUCUGUUCCCCGCACGAUGUGUCUGAGGGCAAGCCGGAGACGAGAGCCCGACGAGCCUUACUGACAGCGCUUUCUGCGGAGAUCACAGACGUAUACACACGAGUACUGAUCUUAGAGUGUCUGAUCAAUUGGUGCAAGUACGGAAUGCAGUUGCUACAGGACAUGAGCGUGUCGUUGCUAUCGAUGCUAGGAGAGCUCUCAAGGAAUACCCACAGCGGCAGACAACAGGACAGCGGACAUAUGUGGGCAAAUACACAUCCACAGCACACUCAAGUACCCGUGUGUGUGCUGAAGCGAAUUUAUCGGUUGCUGGGUCGCGUUGUGAUGGAUGCCUCUCGAGGUGCGCGGAAUAAGAAAGAGAGGAAAGCUAUCGGGGCGGCAAUCGUGCCGUUGAUCAAAGCCCUGUGUGUUGGGAUACAGUCGGAUAGAGGCGUUGUGCGUUCGUUGGCACCUCAACUGCUGCAAAGAUUGUUCAACGAGUGUCCCGGUGAGCGCAUGUCCAUUACAAAAGGGUGUGUGACGUACUUACAAGAUCAGCAUUCAAUCGCAACGGGAGAACUGAGUGCCAUAUCGGCGCGCAGUGUACUCCUUGCGAGACUGCGUACUUGCCGAGUGCUGGCGAGAAUUCUGAGUUCGUCGAAUGCGCUGAACGAAAUCAACAAGGCUUCUCUACAGGCAUGGACGGAUGAGCGGUUUUCUGACGAUUCCAUUCUGGCUUAUGAAGCUUUCAGUACGUUCGAUGCGAUCGUAGACAGGAUGAUAGGCCCGCAUGCAAAGAUAGACACCUCGGAGAAGUUUAAACGGAAGCAGGAGUUUGUCAUAAAGCCUUUCUUGGAGAUCUCCAUCGCCAGACGUUACAUAACUUCACUGCACGGCGAUCCCGUGACUGUCAAAAGAUUGCGUUUACUGGUGCUGCGACUCUGGAUCAAGGUGAUCAUUCUCCUGGACUUCCACGAUGCUCUCUCAUCGCCGGCGAAUAUGAAAUGCAUGCUUUGCUUGUUCACCACAUGUCUGGCUUCGUCUGAUCCUUCUGUGCUCCCAUUGAGGUUUCAACUGUCGGACUGGCUCCUGAAGUCUCUCGCAGCACGCCGUUCCAUAUCUGCGACGGAGAAAAUUUAUGUCGGUGAUGUGUCUACAGGCAAUGGUUUGUCCAUCUCAGAUACCACUUGUACGGACCUCAUCGCCGCACGGCCCAUUCUCUCUGCACUGGCCAUGCCACGUAACCGUUGCAACCCCAUCAACAAGCCACAUACAACUGCACAUCACAGUAAAGCUGCAUCUUCAGUCAACACAAUGUGCAGAUCAACUACAGCAGCCAACACUAGAUCUACGGACCUCUCUUUAAGCGGGUCGAAUGCGAGAGUGGACGUGGACGGCGAAGGUGACUCGUUUGUGAAACCAACAGUCAGCUCUGCCGUGUUUUCAGCGAGUCCGUGCCGUGAAUGUGAUUGUCCAUUCGCCUAUGAUCUGAUUCCCCUUCUGGUUUCAGGCGUAAGGGCUGCCUUUCAGCUUAAUCAAGGUUCUCACAUGCACGAGACUGCUGACAUAGCUGAAGCAGCUUCGACCGCUCGAUUCCCAGAGUGCCUCCACAGACUAAUGUGCUAUCUGCAUCGGGGAAGGACUAGCGCCGAUGCGCGAACCCGGCAGGUCGCUUAUGAUUCUGAAACGAGCUUAUGCAAAAUGAAAAAGGAGAUGCAAUCGAACAGGUACUUACGGCUUCGCUGGACCGUUGCCAUGGUAACAUCGCUUGUGAGCAGUCACCAUCGUGGCUAUACGUCUACAUGCGAUGAGGGGAUGGAGUCGUUUCCAGCUGGGUCUUUGGCAGCCGAUUCGACUGUCCCGUUGAAUGCGGACAUACGCACUCCCGCGGUACCUCAUACUCAUUCCACACCCCACCACUGCAACCCGGCUCAAUCCCAUGCACACGCACAGUUGCACGCUCACCAAUCUAGAGGCACGACUCACUGUCACGAGUGCAUUAACCAGUGCAAAGUCAGCUGGCAGCAGGAGCAUGUAGCUGCCGCUGCUCAGUGCAUGCGCACAUUCCUUGCAAGCAUUCCUAGUAAUGAUACCGCUGUAUUAGGUGGUGGACAACGAAGAAUGUCACACACUGACCCAUCUGCACCCGCUUCAUUUACGCGCGCACGCGUUGUGGAUGGAGAACUUACACAUGGAGUACAAUAUACAUACAACGAUAUUGGUGGCGGUAAUACCAUGGCCACUCAGGCACAAUUAAACCUGUGCUUACCACCACACCUGAGAGUAUACAACCACAUGAAUCCUCAGAGACCAUCCAAGGCUGUACAUGCUGAUAGUGUCAUGUGCGAGCAAAGUAGUACCGGGAUGUCUGUGAUGAGCAGAAAUUUGCGUCAAACAACCCAAGACACGCCACGUAGUACUCCUCCAUUUGCCGACACUUCUACCCGUGCACCUGAUAGCACGCCUUCGACAAUAUACGCAAUCGCACAUUCUUACCCUCUAAAUCCUGUUGAGGAACAAGAACCAGGAAUCGCUAAUGCGAAAAAAACCCCGCAAGCACCGAAGGAUCAAAAUCAGAAAAUUAAUGCACCUAGCAGAAUUCGAACUAACAUGAUACUUGCGCAAACACCCAGUUUAGUGGAUAUGACACCAAGCAAAAAGUGCAUAUCGGCGGGGGCCGAACACCGCGAAUUUGAUGGAGACAGUGGCAGGCAAAGAGUACCGCCGACUUAUAAGGACAUUCCACGACAGCAAAUUCAUAAAAAAAACUCAACGCUAGAGAGCAGCAGAUUAUUUGUAGGUACAAGCGCAUAUGAGGAGACUCUAAUUGCCAGAGAAUUGUCGCAUUUAGUGUGUACACUUCAUUCAUACAGUGCCUCCAUAACAUCGAUGCAGUGUAUUUUCGGUGCGAUCCGGAAGCAGACGUCCAAGAGGGUACAUGCAGAAAUCGAAGGGGUCAACCGAACAUUGGAUACAUCUGUACUAAACAACUUAAGGAAGAAAGGCGGAAAGUCUAAUACUCAUCUGACAAGGAAAUAAAUACUUACAUAUAUACUCAUAAUAUAUAUAUAUAUAUAUAUAUAUAU